This is a messenger RNA of Culicoides brevitarsis, 6381 nucleotides long. RefSeq names its product vitellogenin-A1-like. The record is from RefSeq and is a predicted model, not a curated record. Lineage: Eukaryota; Metazoa; Arthropoda; Insecta; Diptera; Ceratopogonidae. Bases 103 to 6225 code for a protein of 2040 amino acids. Gene Ontology annotation, biological process: lipid transport. The transcript is spliced from 2 exons. Gene Ontology annotation, molecular function: lipid carrier activity.
GAUAGAAAAUAUGCUGAAAAAUUCCAAGGCCGUGAAUGUUCCCCAGGAUGGAACUGCGGUUAUGAGUACAAAUAUUCCGUAGAUGCACGCACUUUUACUGCAAUGCCCGAUAUUGCUAACCAAUAUGCCGGAAUCGUUCAACGUGCCUACAUUACCAUUCGCCCACGUAGCCAUCAUGUCUUGGUUGGUCGUAUUGUUAAGCCAGAAUAUGCUCAAUUCCAUGGUGAGCUUGCUUCUGACGAAACCUACGAACCACACCAAAAAGACUUGAAGUUCAAGCAAUGGCCCGUGAGUAGCACUCCUUUCGAGAUCUUCUUGAAAGAUGGCGCUAUUACACACAUGGCAUUCGACAAGACUGUCACUAAUGAAGAAGCUAACCAAAUUAAGGGUAUUGUCAGUCAAUUCCAAUUGGAUACUGAACAAGAAAAUCUCAUCAAGUGCCGUCACAAUCAAUUGCCACAAAAGGGUUUGUACAAUGCUUACUACAAAGUUAUGGAACCUUCCGUCACUGGAAAUUGCGAAACUGCUUACACUGUUUCUCCUUUCCCAAAAUACUUGAUCCAAAGUCACCCACAAUUGGCUCCUUUCCCAUCUUUGGCACACAAUGAUAACUUCUUCGAAGUUGUCAAGACCAAGAAUUACAGCAACUGCGAACAACGCAUGGGUUACCAUUAUGGAUUCACUCAAAUGAGUGACUUCAAGCCUGGCACCAACCAAAUGGGUGAUUUCUUCACUAAACACGCUGUUAGUCGCAUUGUUGCUUCUGGCUCAUGGAAAAACUACACUAUCCAAUCUUCUCACACAACCAACAAAUAUGUUCUUAGCCCAGCUAUGUAUGACGAAGAAAAGGCUGUCGUUUUCAGUCGUGUCAAUGUCACAUUGUCUGACUACAAGUACUUGGGAGAAGAAUUCCCUAAAGCCGCUCCAAAUCCAGUCAACACAUCUUUGGUUUACAGUUACAACUUGCCAAAUGAUAAAUACAACUAUGUCCGCGAAUACAAGAUUGAAGAAGAUUCUGAUAGCUCCUCAUCUUCUGACAGCAGUGACUCAUCUGAUUCAUCUGACUCUUCUGAUUCUUCCGAUAGCAGCGACUCUUCAGAUAGCUCAUCUUCUUCAGACAGCAGCGAUUCUUCUGAUUCCUCCGAUAGCAGCGAUUCUGAUGACUCUGACUCUAAAUCCGACGAAAAAGACAAUGAAAAAGUCAGCCCAGCUCAACAAUACAAGACUGAGAAGAGAUCAUCUGGAAAGAGAUCUCGUCGUAGCAUUACCAUUUCUCCCAAGAAACAAAAGGAAUUGUAUGCUGAAUAUAACAAAGAUCAACAUCGUUUAGAAAAGAACCAAACUUCUGACGAAAGCAGCAGUGAAUCCUCAAGCUCAUCUUCUGACAGCUCAUCUGGUGAAGAUGAAGAUAGCGAUGAUACCUCAAGCUCUAGCGAUUCUUCUUCUGAUUCUAGCGAUUCUUCUUCUGAUUCGAGCAGCUCAUCUGAAUCUGACAGUAGCGAUUCUGAUAGCGACUCAAGCAGCGAAUCUUACAGUUUCGAAAGCGACGAACAAUACUUCAACGAUAAACCCCAAAUGAAGAGUGCUCCCAACUCUCCAUUGUUGCCAUACUUUGUUGGAUACAAGGGAAAAUAUAUCCAUGCAUCUCAUGAUGUUGAUAUUGUUGCCGAAAUCCAAAAGAUGGCUAAGGAAAUCGCUGAUGAUAUGUACCGCCCAAGUCAAAUCCCUGAAAAGAACACUUUGGCCAAAUUCAACGUACUUACUCGCAUGAUCCGUACUUGCGACGAAGAAGAUCUCUUCAAAAUUGCCAAGGAAUUGUACUUUGACUAUGACAACGAUUAUCAAAACUCUGCAAGCCGUUAUUACAACUACUACUCCAAAUACUACAAACGUUAUGCUGCUUGGGUUGCAUUCCGUGAUGCAUGCGCACAAUCUGGAACUUUGCCUGCUUUCCGUUUCAUCAAGAACUCCAUCUUAGAAGGUACAUUCGAAGGUGAAGAAGCUGCUACUUUGUUGGCUCACUUCUCAAGACGCAUUCGUACACCAACUGAGCAAUACAUGAAGGAAUACUUUGAAUUCGCUACCAGCAGUGUUGUUCAAAAACAAGAACAUUUGAAUGUUACUGCUCUCUUGAGUUAUGCAUCUACCAUCGGAUAUUGUCAAGUUAGCAACCGCACCGCUUACAAGCAAUUCCCUGUUUACGCUUUUGGAUUCUUGUCUGAUCGUGAUUAUGAAGUUGUUGCUCUUCAAGCUAUUCCUUAUCUUUCCCACAAAUUGAAGGAAGCUGCUGCUGAACAAGAUAGCAGACGAUUCUUGGUCUACACUCGUGCUCUCGGAUACAUCGCUCAUCCUAAAAUCUUGGAUGUCUUCACUCCAUACUUUGAAGGACAAUACCCAGCUACUCGUUUCCAACGCUUGGCUAUCGUUGUUGCUUUGAACCGUUUGACUGACUUCUACCCAAGACUUGCACAAGCCACAAUGUACCAAAUCUACCAAAACAUCGCUGAGUACCACGAAGUUCGUUGUGCCGCCGUUUACAUGUUGUUCAAGACUGAGCCUUCAGUUGCUAUGCUCCAACGUAUGGCUGAAUACACUCAUCACGAUCCCAGCACUUAUGUUUCCGCUGCCGUUAAAUCUGCUCUUGAAUACGCCGCUGAAUUGGAUCAUGAAGAUCACAGUGACUUCGCUGCAAACGCUAGAGCUGCAUACCAAAUGGUUAGCAAAAAAGUUUACGGAAACCACUAUUCUCGCUACUAUGUCAGAGAUUACGUUGUCGAAGGACUUGAUUUGGCUUACACUCAACACACUCACUACUUUGGCAGUGACGAUCAUGCCAUGCCAAGUGCUUUCUUCCAUUCGUAUGAAAAGAACUAUGGAGGUUACAAGAGCUAUUAUUACCAAUAUCACUAUCUUUUCUCAAGCAUUGAUGAUUUGUUCAACGUUGCCAAAGAUCAAUUGGAAUUCGCCGAUAGUGCUGAAUACAAAGAAUCUCGCCAAAACAAAGCCAACAAGGAAUACAAAGAAAAAUGGUCUACUCAAAAGAUCGCCGAAUCUUUGAAGAUUCGCUACGAUGAAGCUGAAGAAUUGGAAGGUCAAAUCCAAUAUCAAUUGUUCGGACGUGAAUUCUUCCAUGCCUUCAACAACCAAACAAUCGAAUCUUUGCCAUACAAAGCUCGUCAAUUCUUGAAAUCUUACCAAAAUGGUCGCUCAAUCAACCACACUAAAUUCUACAAUGAUGAAGUCGUUACCGUUGCUUACCCAAUGGAAACUGGUUUCCCAUUCGUCUACACUUUCAAAACACCCAAAUUGGCUCACUUUGGCGGAUACGCUCAAUAUCGUCAACAACCCGAUUUCUCUGACAAGACUGAAGAUCGCUUCUACGUCCCAAGAGCCUUCAACGUUAGCGGAAACUUCUCCAUGCACUUCACAUCCAUGCUUGAUGCUAAAGUUGGAUUCUUCACUCCAUUCGAUCAUCAACGUUAUGUUGCUGGAUACCAAAAGACUUUCCACGCUCACGCUCCAUUCGCCAUGGAGGCUGAUGUUGACUUGGAAAAUGCUGAAGUACACAUUGAAGUUUACCCACAAUACGAAAAAGAAGACAACAAAAUCGCUCAUGUCAGCUGCAUUCCAUACACAGCUGUUAAGGAUAUCGCUGAUGUUCGCCCAGUUAAUGAUGCUAAGGACUUCAAGAUCAUCUACAGUCGCCCAACUGAAGAAAUGAAACAUCGUUUCGGAGAAGAAUACUUCGGAAUGUCCGUUGAAGUUGAAGCUAAGCACAACUACCGUUACAACGACUUUGCCGAAUGGUACAACCGUUUCGACAGACACGAUUUGGCCUCUGCCUUGUACUUCCCAUACUCUCACUUCCCUGCUCACUACUUCGAACUUGACGCCAAAUACGCUUUGGAUUACUCUCCAGCUCACAAAGUUGCUUUCCGUUACUCCUACAACGAAACUGAAUACGAUCAAGAUUACCGUAGCAGUGAUGCCAAGCAUCCAAAGAGCCGUCAUGCCUAUGCUGGCGAAUACAAUGAAGAAAACUACGCUCAAUCGUAUGACUUCAAGCCUCUCAGUGAGAAACGCCAACGUCAAUUUGCCCAAAAUGCUGGAGCUGACAUUCGUAAUAGCGAUAUCUAUGUUCACGAUUUCGCUGUUGAAUUCUAUGGACCACGCAAAGCUGAAUACAUUGCAACUGUUGCCUAUGCCGACAGUCCAGUUGAUGAAAAGACUCGCUUCCUUUCAUUCUUCCAUGCCAACCCAUACAAGUAUCCUCAACGUCAAGCUUGCUUGUCUGCCUACAGCCGUUAUCCCAACGUACCAGCAAUGAACUUCUUGAAUGCCUUGAAAUAUGAUGCCAACUCUCAAUUUGCACUCCAAUUCAACUAUGGAGAAAAAUGCAAGGGUGGAUAUCAAAUUUCCAUGAAGAGCAAAUUCGAAAAGACUGAAGAACGUAAAUAUCACUUGCAACGUUCUCCCAUGGGACAAGAAUGCCAACGUCAAAUGAACCAAGGACAUUACUUGAUGCCAGCCUGUCAAAAUGUCACAAAACGCGCCAACUUCUUCGACAAAUUCUCUGCUAACAUUCAAUACAACUUGCCAUCAUCCUUCAAGAGUUACGUCACCAAGAUGUACUUCAACUUGCAACACGAAUUUGAUCUCUUGCAAUAUGCUGAACAAGAAUUCCACAAAGUUAGCAACAAGGAAAACAAAUUGUACAUUGAAUACCAAUUCGAACCUGACAUGCGCUCUGCCAACGUUAGUUUGCAAGCACCUGAAUAUGAAGCUGAAUACAGCAACAUGCACUUUGACAACAACUACGUCAGACGUUUGUUCACAGUUCAUCCAACUAUGUCGGCUGCUGAACGUAUGCAAUAUGCCUACACUCGCGAUCAAUUCUAUGGAAAAUGUACCGUUGGACAAAAGAUGAUCAACACCUUCGAUAACCGUACUUUUGAAUUCGAAUUCGGAAAAUGCUGGCAUGUCGUUGCAACCAAUGCUGAAAAGAUCCCUGAAAAUCUUGAAGAACAUGAAGAAAAGAACAAGCACAGAUAUUUCUAUGACCAAGAUCAAGAGUUCGCCAUCUUGAUGCGUGAUGCCUCCGAUGACCAAAAGGAAUUGAUGAUUGUCUUGGGACGUGAAAGCGAACCAGAUUACGUUAUCCGUGUCACACCCAAUGGCAAGGACUACCCACACUUCUUCAUCAACGAGAAACAACAACAAAUCUCCGAGAAAUACGCCGUUGAAUUGUACACUAGCGAAGAAAACAGAUACGAACAACCCUUGUUCCGUGCCUAUGCUUUGCCAAGUGGCGAAAUCAAGAUGGACAUCCGUGACGACCAAAUGGAAUUGUUCUAUGAUGGAUAUCGUGCACGCUUCGAUGCCAACGAAUACUACCAAGACUACGUUCGUGGUGUUUGCGGAACCUACAACGGUGAUGGUGAAGAUGAUUUCAUGUCGCCACAAAACUGCGUUCUUCGUUCACCCAAACACUUUGUUCACUCUUGGGCUCUUACUGAUGAAGAUUCGUGCCAAGGACAUGCUAAGGCUUACCAAUUGGAAGCUGAAAAGGCAGAAUGCUACGAAGUUACUCACGAAUAUGGACACAUGUACAACUACACUUUCCACGAAUAUCCUCAAUUCAGAAAGCCACGUGUUGACUUAGACGAUAGCGAUUCCGACUCUGACUCAAGCGACUCAUCAGAUUCCAGUGACUCAAGCGACUCUUCGGAUUCCUCUUCGGAAGAAAAGAGAAAGAAGGACGACGAUGAUGAUGAUGACGAUGAUGAUGAAAAAGAAAAUGAACUUCGUCCCAAAUCCUACGUCGAAGAAAAGAAAAUGAAAGCUGACAAAUACGACGAAGAAUACGAAAAGUACGACGAUGAAUACAAAAAGAAAGGCAAAGACAGCUAUUACUUCUUCAAAAAGGGAUACAAGUACAGCGGUGAGCCAUGCGAAGUCAAGCAACAAUACCAAUUCGUCGAAUACGAAGGACAAUAUUGCUUCACUUUGCGCCAGUUGCCUGUCUGUCAACCACAUUGCCAAUCCGAGAAAAAGAUUGAACGUAACGUUGAUGUCUUCUGUUUGCCUCGCAAAGAUGCCGAAGCUCAAUCCUACAAAAGACAAAUCUACAACGGACAAGAAGUCGACUUCAAACGCUAUUCCGCCAGCAAAACUUUGAAAUUCUACGUUCCAUCAAGCUGUCGCCGUCAAGGAGCUUCUGCUUAAUUUCUUACCGGCUUUCUAGCAGAUAAUUUUUAAUCAUUUUUUUAUUUAUUUAUUUUUUUAUUAAUUUAUUUACUCCAAUCCAAUCCAAAAUGGCAUGUAUAUUAUCAAUUCUUCUUCUUUUUUAUUUUAAAUAAAUAAAGGCAAAUUAUCGACAAA